AUGCAAUUGCGUGUAUUAGCAUUCAUUUAUGCGAUUCUAAGCGUUGCUUUUGCGGUGCGGUUUGAAAUCCCCGCUUUCUCAAGCCCAGAGCCAGUGUGCAUCCGUGAUUUCGUUAGCGAGGGACAAUUGGUGGUGGUGGACAUCAAGACCGAUGGUACCGUUGGAGAUGGCCAGAAACUGAAUCUUGUCGUCAGAGACAGUGUUGGGCAUGAAUACCGCAGAAUGAAGGACAUUGCGGGCCCCGUCAAAGUUGCAUUUACCGCGUCUUCUUCCGCUGCGUUCGACGUGUGUUUGGAAAAUCAUUUGCAGAGCCGUGGGCGUGCGCUGGCCAGAAACGUGGAAGUGGACAUAGAGUCUGGCUCGCAAGCCCGUGACUGGAACAAGUUCCAGUCUUUGGAAAAACUGAAACCGGUGGAGGUUGAACUUCGUAGAAUCGAAGAGCUGACGGACGAGAUCGUGGACGAACUCACUUAUUUGAAGGCGAGAGAAGAGAGACUCAGAGACACCAACGAGUCCACCAACAGGAGGGUCAGAAACUUUUCUGUGCUCAUGAUUUGCGUGUUGGUUAGCUUGGGCGCAUGGCAAAUCAACUAUUUGCGCAACUACUUCAAGGCUAAGCAUAUUAUUUAG
Molecule: messenger RNA, 630 nt
Organism: Lachancea meyersii CBS 8951
Lineage: Eukaryota; Fungi; Ascomycota; Saccharomycetes; Saccharomycetales; Saccharomycetaceae
Source: the annotation of a GenBank genome assembly